AUGUCCCUUGAGGGCGAACUUCUAGAAAAGAACACGGAUUGGAUCUACGAAUGGAGCUCGCCGGACCAGGCGCCGCCAAAAGACUGGAAAUUUAAGCAUCCCUUGGGCAGUAAGAGGAAAACAUACAGCAUCCGCACCGCAAAGGUUGGCAAAAACGGAUUGUUUUCCAAGGAGGUCAUUUACACCCUAUUCUUUACGAAUCUUUUGUCUCUGCUCAUCGGCACCGGUCUAGGCGUUUUGCUCACUAGGCGGAGCUUGAUGAUGUCCCGCGUCGCCAUUGAGUGAAGAAGAUGAUUCUGGGGUGUGUCAGCAUCAGGAUUUGGUCACGGUUGAAUCUGACACGGUGGGAAAGGCUAGAGAUGCAAGAAAGACUGAACAAGUCGGUGGGCGAUCGAGCCUAAAAAACAGUAAACACGCAGCACAUAAUUCGAUUGUCCCGAUUUAUAAUAUUAGCACUUUGUAUUAUAAAAGUUAUGUAAUAUUUUCAUCGGUGAAAAAUUCCGUUAUUUUGAA
Molecule: messenger RNA, 513 nt
Organism: Nylanderia fulva
Lineage: Eukaryota; Metazoa; Arthropoda; Insecta; Hymenoptera; Formicidae
Source: RefSeq, a predicted model, not a curated record